AAAAAAAAUCAAUUUCAUUUUUCUUUUUUUUUUUAUUAUUAUUAUUCUUCAAAGAUGCCUCCUUCCAUGCCUGAAUUCAGUUCUUCUUUUAAUCAUAAUAAACAAAAAUCAUCACAAGAAAGACGACCUUCCGGUUCUUCGUCAUCUAGUCAUGAAAAUGUAUCACCAUCACCACCAACGAUGCAGGAAAUCGACACGGUACGACAGACAUGGGAAAGAGUGUGUGAACGACGACAUAUGUAUGAUGAUCCCAGUGUAUCAGCAGCACAUGCCUUUGGUCUUUGUUUCUUUACUGCCUUGUUUGCCCUUGAUCCUUUGUUGAAAUCCACAUUUGGUAAUGUCUUGCAACAAGCACGCGCUCUAGCCGAGAUCAUGGCUUAUUUGACCCGAUCACCCUCCAUCAAAGGUCAAGUGGGCCCAUUAAGAGAUCAAGCUGACAUGACACGUCAAUACGAUCCAGAUGUGUGUCCUUUCCAUCAACCUUUGGAAGAAAAAUUUCAACAGCAACCUGAUCAGCAGGAGAAACAAAAGAAACGCUUACAAGAACAUCAGCAAGAAACUCAAUGGUUUGCUUACAAGUUACGUGAGGUUGGUAUCCACUAUGUGGAGGAUUAUGAUCUGAUGCCUGCUCAAUUGGAUUCUAUUGGUCCUGCUUUGAUGACUGCUCUCAAAGCUCGUUUGAAAGAUGAAUUUACCCCUCAUAUUAAACAAACUUGGACAAAGGUAUAUACUUUUACUUUUCAUCAUAUGAAAACAGGUAUGGAUGCUCAUAUGGCCUACCAUCGUCGUGCUAAAAGAUUAUCUUCUGGUUCCUAUUGUUCCGUUGAAGCCGGUGAAACCAAUGGUGUUUGUACGAUUCAGUAGUCCCUACACUCAUACUUUUUUUCUAUAUACCAUAGUUUAUCAACACAUUAUAUUUUAGUUGAUCAUCACACAAACACACACACACAUAUAUAUAUACAGUCUUUUACAUGAACGUUUUGAUAACGUUUUGUCAAAGUUGUCCUUUAUUUCAUUUUUUUUUUCUAUUCUACCAAUACAAAAUAAAAAAAGAAAAAUUAUACUAUAAAAGGUACAUUGAUGAAUCAAUCAU
Molecule: messenger RNA, 1093 nt
Organism: Halteromyces radiatus
Lineage: Eukaryota; Fungi; Mucoromycota; Mucoromycetes; Mucorales; Cunninghamellaceae
Exons: 2
Coding region: 55-864 (269 amino acids)
Biological process (GO): nitric oxide catabolic process; cellular response to nitrosative stress
Cellular component (GO): intracellular anatomical structure
Molecular function (GO): oxygen binding; nitric oxide dioxygenase [NAD(P)H] activity; FAD binding
Source: RefSeq, a predicted model, not a curated record